Rhodamnia argentea is the source of this 896-nucleotide messenger RNA. RefSeq names its product protein yippee-like At4g27745. NCBI's taxonomy places the organism in Eukaryota, Viridiplantae, Streptophyta, Magnoliopsida, Myrtales, Myrtaceae. Bases 384 to 704 code for a protein of 106 amino acids. The transcript has 3 exons. The record is from RefSeq and is a predicted model, not a curated record.
CUCCCUCUCCCUCCGGUCCACCAGUUCAUCUGCUGAAAUUGAAACCAUCGAUCGGAUCGAGCUGCGAGUUCAGCUCGCCACUCAGUAAAUCCUCGAGCAAGAAGCGUGAAUUCGAAGAGUUUCGAUACUUCGCGGCUUCAAUCUACGUUUUCCGCCCCCCGCGAAUCUACCGUUGGAACGGUUCCGGUUCCUUCCAUUUCUCGAUUCCUUUCCCUUUUCUGAAUCCCUUUUUUGCUCACCGUCCUCAGUUCUUCGAUCGAGUGCCUGUGACCUCAAUUGGAUUCUCGUCGGUGCCGCUGACUGAGUCGACCCGGGAACCCGAGCCUGUUCGAAGGAAGGGAGGUGCGAGGUAGUUUGGUUGCUCGUGGUUUGGCGUAGGGGCAAUGGCGGAGGUGAUCGGUCCGAGGCUGUAUUGUUGCUGUCAUUGCCGAAACCAUGUGGCGCUUCAUGACGAUGUCAUUUCCAAAAGUUUUCAGGGAAGAAACAGUCGAGCUUUCUUGUUCUCCCAUGCAAUGAACGUUAUGGUUGGACCGAAGGAGGACAGGCAGCUCUUGACCGGCCUUCACACGGUGGCAGAUGUAUACUGCUCUGAUUGCCACGAGGUUCUGGGGUGGAAGUAUGAAAGGGCGUAUGAAGAAACUCAAAAGUACAAGGAAGGGAAGUUCAUUCUCGAGAAAUCGAAAAUAGUAAAGGAGAACUGGUAGUCCAUCUUGUGUUCGUGGUCAUGGAUUUGGUUGGUCUGUGGACACUUAAGUAGCUCAAGUGAGGCAGAAGUUCUCAACUGGAAAUAGUCUGCCAUUUCUCCUCUUUGAACUAUUCUUGCGUUUUUGAGCAGUGGUUGUACCCCUUGAUUAUUCAAUCGUGUUAAUAAAUCUUGUGUACAGAUUCGCCAGUCA